Molecule: messenger RNA, 2929 nt
Organism: Amphiprion ocellaris (clown anemonefish)
Lineage: Eukaryota; Metazoa; Chordata; Actinopteri; Pomacentridae
Gene: prodhb
Product: proline dehydrogenase (oxidase) 1b
Exons: 14
Coding region: 100-1971 (623 amino acids)
Cellular component (GO): mitochondrion
Molecular function (GO): proline dehydrogenase activity; FAD binding
Source: RefSeq, a predicted model, not a curated record
GGCCUCCCGUUUGUUUACACCGCCGCGUGCGCAGCUAGCAGUAAACACAAGCGCUCUGCUAAGUUCGCCGCUCCGCUGACCUCCACCUCAUCCCGGCUGAUGUUCCACGUUAGAACCGUCUCUGCCCUCACACGGGCCCGGGCGGACUUUCACUUCAAACGGUUACCCUCGACCCGGAGACUACGCUCUACCGUCUCCUCCGCCUCGACGGAGCAGGAAGACGAUGUCAAGACCGGCGGCGGCGGCGGCGGCGCUCCUCGGUCGGAGUGUCCCCGACAGUCUGGGGGAAGCAGAGGAGGAGAGAGAGGCGCUGCUAAUGAGAUCUCCGUAGACUUUGACCAGACCCAGGAGGCUUAUAAGAGCAAAGACUCAUUAGAGCUGCUCAGAAGUUUGGUGGUUUUCAAACUUUGCUCCUAUGACUUCCUGGUUGAUAAGAAUAAAGAGAUAAUGGAUCUUGGUAAGAAGAUCAUGGGCCAAAAAGGCUUUGACCAGUUCAUGAAGAUGACAUUUUACGGCCAGUUUGUGGCUGGCGAGGACCACAGGGCCAUCAAGCCGCUGAUCCAGAAGAACCAGGCCUUCGGCGUCGGCUCUGUCUUGGACUACAGCGUCGAGGAAGACAUCAGUCAGGAGGAAGCAGAGCAGAAAGAGAUGGACUCAUGUGUUUCUGCUGCAGAGAAAGAGACCAUAGGCAAAGACCACAGAGAGAAGAAAUAUAAAGUGCACAAACAAUUUGGCGACCGUCGCGGGAAAGUAACUGGAGCUCGCACUUAUUUCUAUGCCGAUGAGGCCAAAUGUGACCAACAUAUGGAAACUUUCAUCAAAUGCAUCAAAGCAUCUGGUGGGGGUUCAAUGGAUGGUUUUUCUGCCAUUAAAAUGACUGCACUAGGACGACCUCAGUUUCUGCUCCAGUUCUCAGAGGUCUUGGUGAAAUGGCGACGAUUUUUCAUCUUCCUGGCAUCACAGCAGGGGAAAGAUGGCAUGGAGGCCUUGGAGCAGAGACUGGAGCUGACACAACUGCAGGAAUUCCUGACCAAACUGGGAGCAAAAGGGGAUUUCUACGGCUGGUUUACUGGAAGGAAAGAGGAGUCUACUGGAUGCAUUGACAUGCUUGACUGGAACAGCCUAAUAGAUGACAGAACGAGGAUAUCGGAUCUGCUUGUUGUUCCAAAUGUAGAGCUAGGUGAGCUGGAGCCUCUGCUAGAGAAGUUCACUGUCGAGGAGGAGAAACAAAUGAAGAGGAUGCUGCAGCGUAUAGAUGUUCUGGCAAAGCAUGCCCUAGAGAAUGGCGUUCGCUUGAUGGUGGAUGCCGAGCAGACCUAUUUCCAGCCAGCUAUCAGCAGACUCACACUGGAGAUGCAGAGGAUCUACAACAGAGAAAAGCCUGUGAUUUUCAACACCUACCAAUGCUACCUAAAGGAGGCCUAUGACAACGUAACUAUGGAUGUUGAACUGUCUCGACGUGAGGGUUGGCAUUUUGCUGCCAAGCUGGUGCGCGGGGCCUACAUGUAUCAGGAGCGAGAGAGGGCCCAAGAGAUCGGAUAUGAGGACCCUAUUAAUCCUGACUAUGAGUCAACCAACAGAAUGUACCACAGGUGCUUGGACUAUGUGCUGGAUGAGAUUGCACUCAACAGAAAUGCCAAUGUAAUGGUGGCCUCCCAUAAUGAGGACACGGUGAAACACACCUUGAUGAGAAUGAAUGAGCUCGGCCUCUUCCCAACAGAGAACAAGGUGUACUUCGGUCAACUACUGGGCAUGUGUGAUCAGAUCAGCUUUCCACUCGGCCAGGCAGGCUUCCCCGUUUAUAAGUACGUCCCCUAUGGGCCGGUGAACGAGGUGAUGCCCUACCUGUCCCGGAGAGCGCAGGAGAACCGAGGCUUCAUGAAGGGAGCCCAAAAGGAGAGGGAGCUGCUGUGGAAGGAGCUGAAACGCAGACUUUCCUCUGGAGAGCUUCUCUACAGACCAGUGUACUAAAAAAAAAAAAAAAAAAACACAAGAAGAGAGUGUGUCAACGUGUUGAAGGUUUAUUUUUUUAUCUUCUCUGGUUGAAGGCUGCUGCUGUGACUGUUUGUUCUGCGGCUCCCUCAGUACAUGUCCUGCUUUACCCUGUCCUGGAGUUUUCUCGCUGAUGGACUGUUUCCUGCAUGUCACUGUUUUUCUGUCUUGUUUUUUCCUCCAUUCUGUUCCCCACCUUCACCUCAUCCAUGUACCGCCUGUGCUUUCCCCUUUCCUUCUUUACCCGCCUCUGCGUCCAUAAGCAUUCCUCAUUUUGUCUUCCCGUUGUCUAUAGAGCUCUGGUAUCCAUCAAGUGGGCAUCUUUACUGCUCCAAAAGGACUCCCUAAAAUGUCAAUGAGACUGUGCUGGGCAUACUUUUUUAUUACCCUAUUUGUCUUGUAGAGGGACAACAAUAAUAAAAAAUAGCAGGCUUGAUUUAAAUUAUAGCAAAGGAAACUUUCUAUUUUUUGUAGGUUGUUAUUUUUUUUCUUUUACACUCGUGCACAGCCAACCCUGGGGAGGCUUAUCUGUAUUGUAUAUGUAUUUGAGGUUGUCUUGCCUGUUUUAGAGCAAUGCCUGCUUAAGAAUCAGUGAGAAAGUAUAAACCUCACAGCGCAACCCUCUUUCUUCUAAGACUGCAAGGCUUUUGUUAUCGUAUUUACUUGAAGAAGCUAUAUUCUUGGUCAGUGAGGUGUUACGAGUGAAAAUAAGAGCAUACAGGUGCCUGCGAGGCUGGCAGGUUGUUCUUAUUUUGUGACAUAGAGAAUAUGCAAAAGAAUAACAAGUUAGAGGGUUGUCUUUUGCUCUUGUGAUUUGGAUGGAUGGGUUAACACUCUGAACUUCUGAUCUUUGUCGACGUAAAUACAUUUGAAACGGGUGCUUUUAUUUGUUGGUUUUACAUGCACAGUAAAUAAAUAGAAAUGUACUGUAUGAAUA